This is a messenger RNA of Trematomus bernacchii (emerald rockcod), 1980 nucleotides long. It is a transcript of the gene ube2g1a, whose product is annotated as ubiquitin-conjugating enzyme E2G 1a (UBC7 homolog, yeast). Gene Ontology annotation, molecular function: ubiquitin conjugating enzyme activity. Lineage: Eukaryota; Metazoa; Chordata; Actinopteri; Perciformes; Nototheniidae. The coding region runs from base 178 to 690 and encodes 170 amino acids. Gene Ontology annotation, biological process: proteasome-mediated ubiquitin-dependent protein catabolic process; protein polyubiquitination. The record is from RefSeq and is a predicted model, not a curated record. The transcript is spliced from 6 exons.
CAACGAAGAAGAAGAGGAAGAAGAAACAGCAACAGCAGCAGGAGAAGGCGACGAAGAAGAAUGACGAGAAUACUAAACUGAAAAUAGAGGGACGAAGUACACUUUAGUCAACGUUAAAUUAACGCUGUUAACUCAAAACAUUACCUUUGAACAAAGUGGCAUUACAUUUGCUAAACUAUGACUGAGCCUCAGUCUGCGCUGUUACUCAGGAGACAGCUUGCAGAGCUAAACAAAAACCCAGUGGAAGGAUUCUCAGCUGGCCUGAUCGAGGAUAAUGAUCUCUACAGAUGGGAAGUACUGAUCAUCGGGCCUCCAGACACACUGUAUGAAGGCGGUGUGUUUAAAGCUCAUCUGACAUUUCCCAAAGAUUAUCCUCUCAGGCCACCUAAAAUGAAAUUCAUCACAGAUAUUUGGCAUCCUAAUGUUGACAAAAAUGGAGAUGUAUGUAUUUCUAUUUUGCACGAGCCUGGGGAGGACAAGUACGGCUAUGAGAAACCAGAGGAGCGCUGGCUGCCGAUCCACACAGUGGAAACCAUCAUGAUUAGUGUUAUCUCUAUGCUGGCUGACCCAAAUGGUGACUCACCAGCCAAUGUAGAUGCUGCAAAAGAGUGGAGGGAGGACAGACACGGCGCAUUCAAAAGGAAAGUUGCCCGCUGUGUACGAAAAAGCCAAGAGACUGCGUUUGAGUGAUAUUUAGCAACAAAUCUAGCUUCAUGUUUUCAGGGUCUCCAAUUGAAAAUUCAACAUGGCACUGUUCCUGCACUCUUCCACCCUGUCGCCAGGCUUGUCCUCCUUUAUAUUUCGGCAGGAACAGACUGGCUACUGUAGGCUGCAAUAGAACAUACAAGUGAACACCAAGACUGACAGACAACCGCCAAGCAAGUGCCAACACAAAAAACAACAACAAAACCCCCAGAAGACGAUAAAACAUUUUUCAAGUCUGUGAACUGCUUCAACAUUCAGGAAGAUAUUGUAAAGACAUGUAUAUAGCACAGACUAAACCGGAUAAUAUAUAAGCACCCUUUCCAUCCAUCAAGACACUUAGACCAAAUGAAAAGCGCUGGCUCAGAUAGAUUUAUUUGUUUCCAUUUUCUCUCCUUCAACCCCAGCAUGCAUUAAUGAUCUUUUAGAUAGUUUGAACAGAAGGUCUUGUAUAGAAAGAGAGGUGUGAAGCUGUUGGAGGAAUAUCACCUAUGAAGAACUUGAUUGACUCGAGAAAGAGAUGGAUGACCGAUGGAGGGACUACAGCCAUAUUAGAACACGCAGAUGGAUUCUCUAACACUCAGAGCUCAACAUCUACGUGACCCUGAUCGGUUUUCUCUUUUCUUUAUCUGUUAUCUGUCCUUCCAUCCGGCUCAGUUGAAUGAAGAAAGGCAACAUACCCCGUACAUUUUUUGUGCAUGCUACAUUUUGUUGAUCUUUUUUCAAAAGUGCCUCCUAAUAAAAUGCUUGGCCAAUUCACCCUGCAUUGAACAUGUGUUAAAAAAUGGUGUACCACCUAUGUAUACAUUUAUUUAAAAACAAAUACACAGGGAAUCUGUAUAAUUAGGGUGUUGGUAACAAUUUGGUGUGGCAAUAACUCUCCUAGUAUGAAGUGUACACAUCUUAAUUUUUUAUAUCCAGAUCAAAUUUGAGGACACUCCCCGAUAUUAUGUUAUUUUAGCAGCCCCUCUUUUCCAUGUCCGUGUAGUCCUCAGUAGGAAUUGUUAUGCAUGCUUCAUCGUACCUUUGUUUAGGUUUGUUUUCUUUGCUGAAUGUUUCUUGGAUUUUGUUUGCGAAUGUUUUGAGUGUGUAUAAGGAAUGUGUGCCCCAUUUGUUUUGUCGCUCUACCCCCUUCAUCCACAAACUCACGUUUAUUCUGCUCACUGAACUAUUGCAGUUAUGCCUAAUGUACAAAGACAAAAUACUGAUGUAUAUUUUUCAUGUUAUGAAACCUGUCACCUGUAGUAAGUUCUUCUAAAAUAUGACUUGUUUUCAAUA